Molecule: messenger RNA, 171 nt
Organism: Dentiscutata erythropus
Lineage: Eukaryota; Fungi; Glomeromycota; Glomeromycetes; Diversisporales; Gigasporaceae
Source: the annotation of a GenBank genome assembly
AUGUCUUCAAACAAUAAUGCUUUAAGCUUUGUUUUUGUUGAUCCUUCGCGUCAGAUUUCUCGUCAAAAACUUCUCGAAGAGAUUCAAAUUCUUACUGAUGAAAUUUCUUCCUUAAACUCCAAGAUAUCUUCUUUAGAAGCAGAAAUUUCUUCGCUUCAUCAAUUGGUAUAG